This is a messenger RNA of Marmota monax (woodchuck), 503 nucleotides long. Its product is annotated as ubiquinol-cytochrome-c reductase complex assembly factor 5. Lineage: Eukaryota; Metazoa; Chordata; Mammalia; Rodentia; Sciuridae. The record is from RefSeq and is a predicted model, not a curated record. The transcript has 2 exons. The coding region runs from base 248 to 490 and encodes 80 amino acids.
CCGGAUUUUUCAGGCUCCUUCUCAAGGAGCAAGCGCGUCUCAACAGCAGCAGUUUGAUUGGCUGAGCUGCACAGGGAUCUAGGCCUGGAGGUCAGCUUUAGCUCCCAAAUUUUUGCAGCUGCCGGGCAGUGACUCGGCUGCGGUCACUCAUCGCCUAGGUCGCCGAGCCCAGCGAGGACGGGCAGGGCGGCUUCAGCUUCAGUCGCACCUGGUUCCAUCGCACCCAGAGCCACAACCUCAAUCGAGCAUGUUCUCCAGGGCCCAGGUGAGGCGAGUUCUGCAGUGGGUGCCCGGGAAGGAGCGACUCGGCCUCUACAGGUUCCUGCCCUUCUUUUUUAUCCUGGGAGGAACAAUGGAGUGGAUCAUGAUUAACGUGCGCGUGGGCCAGGAGACCUUCUAUGAUGUCUACCGAAGAAAAGCCUCAGAGAGACAGUAUCAGAAAGGCCUGGAUGACACAUCUGAGACUGAACUUCAACAAUCAAUAAAAUGAAUAUGAAUUUUCA